AUGUCCUUUAACUCAUGGAGACAAUUCCAAUUCUUUGAUAAUAUACCUAUUAGUGAUUCUCUACUAGCAUCUAACAAUACAUUAUUUUCUGAUCCAAGUGUAUCUUCAAUUGCAUCCUUAACAUUAUUGGAUGAAAACAGUGACGAUACAGAUUUGCUUCUAGUUGGCUAUGAUUUUACAAGAAUAAAAAUAUGUUCACUCAAAUAUUCUAAAAUAUUAAUUGACUUCAACGCAUAUGAAGCUGGCUACGAAAUUACAAAACUACAAAAUAUGAUUCAUUUACCAUCUUUUUUCAUCAGUGUUGCAGAAUGUUCCGGGAAACCAGCAUUAAUAAAAGUUUGGAAAUAUUCAGAUAACCUUCUCAAAAAUGAAAAUUCCUAUCAUUCCUUAGUUGAGGCAAACAAUACAAUAAGCAACAACACUUUCCCCAUUUCAGCAAUAAGUUUUUCAAUUGUUCUUAAUUGUAUAGCUGUCGGUUACACGGAUGGUUCAAUUAUUUUGAUAAGAGGUGACAUCUAUAGAGAUAGAGGCAGUAAACAAAGAAUAAUAUAUUAUGAUUCACAGAAGGAGCCCAUUACAAAUUUGGCGUUGGAAGAAAGUUCUACCUAUCUAUUUGUGUCUACAACUUCAAAAAUAAUGGUUUUCUCUACACAUGGUAGGAAUAAUAAACAACCUGACUUGAUAUUAAAUAAUGAAAAUGGUGUUGAUUUAUAUUGUGGUCAAAUUGACCUUUUACAAAAAAAUUUCAUAUGUGUUACUAAGGAUAGCCUAGACACUUACACUUUCAAAGGUGAAAAAAAGUCAUUGUCACUUGAUGUGCCCUCCAAAACGCAGCUAUUUCAAAUUGAUGAAAACCGCAUUUUACUUGUCAGUGACGUGGAUUCCAGUAGUUAUACUUCAAAAGCAUUUUCCGGAAUGACCAAUAAUAGUGUCAAUAUAUUAGACAUUAGGAAUAAAUUAGUUUCAAUGAGUGCCUUCAUACCAAGCCAGGUCAUUCAUAUUUUCACGUUCAAAUUUGAUGGAAUACCUAGCAUUAUGCUGUUUUCUAGUGACCACAAAUUAUAUAAGAUUACCGAGAAGCCAAUAGCCGAUCAAUUACAGAUUGUUUUACAAAGAGAAUUGUACCCAAUAGCGUUAAAUAUUGCAUCGCAAAAUUCUAAGGCAGUGUCAACUUUAGAUAUAAAAAAAAUUGAAAGGGAAUAUGGUGAUUAUUUGUACAAGAAGGGCGCUAAGACCAAAGCUAUGGAACAAUAUAUUCGUUGCAUAGAUACCAUCACAGAAACUAGUGAAAUUAUUUCCAAAUACAGUAUAGCUCAGGGGGAUUCUUGGGAAAGCAUAAAAUCGUUGACAAAGUUUUUGUGGGCUUUGGUAAAAAAGGGACUGGCACAAAUAGACCACGUAACUCUUUUACUUGUAACUAUGAUCAAGUUGAAGGACAGAGACGGAAUCAAUACGUUUAUAAAUCAUUAUACACGUGAUGGCACCUAUUCUGAAAAGGCUUCAUGUGAAGAUGUUACCACUUUAUGGGGCCAAGCGGAUGACGAUUAUUUUUACUCCACUGAUGUUCCAUUUGAUUUAGAAAAAGUUGUGAGUUUAUUAAAAGAUGUUGAUUUUAAUGUAGAGGCGUAUAAACUGUGUAGAAAAUUCUCUAAAGAUCCAGCAGACACCGUUGAUAUUUUAUUAAACACUUUGAAGGAUCCUGUUAGUGCUUUGAGAUAUACCAAAAGCCUACCCGUUGAUGAUGCACUACGUGUUUUGAUAUCAUAUUCCAAAAUUUUCUUGGAUUAUUUACCAAAUGAUACCAAUGCAUUGCUGAUUGAAAUAUUUAUCGGGAAGUAUAAACCGGAAAUAUAUUCCAUGAACGAUUCUGUCCUCAAUAAUUCUAGUAGUGAGGUUAAUAACAACGGUUUUAACAAUAAAAUGGUUUUCCAUAAUUAUGCUUCAUUUUUCAGUUACAUGAACAAUUCCAGUGUUGAAAACCAACAAAACUAUGAGCCCACUUAUCAUCCUCCAAGACCCAAUUUGAUUUUUACGUCAUUUGUAGGUAAGCCAUACGAAUUUGUUGUAUUUUUGGAAGCAUGUUUGGAAUCAUAUAAGAGAUUCAAAGGGUUUGACAAUGAUAAACAAGAAGUAUUGACUACAUUAUACAAUCUCUACUUAUCACUAAGCGAAGAAGAAAGCACAGACAAUUUAGAAAGGAAGGAUAGUUGGCGAGAAAAGGCUGCGAAAAUUUUUGAAGAAAGCGAGGAGUUGGUGAAAUCCUCUCAUUCCUCUGCCACCUUUCCUUCUGAAGGUAUUGAAAACUCUUUAAUGGUUUUGAUUUCUCAUUUACAUAAUUUUAAUAUAGAUCAAGCUCAGAGUCUUCAAUUUGGUGCAGAAUCAGAUCACAUGUCAAAGUUUAGAACGCUGUUACUGAAGAAUGAGCCUACCGAGGUUAUCAGGUAUUUACAUGAAAAUGGAGAGAAAGAGUUUGAUCUUUAUAGAUCGAUUUUAAGGCAUGUUGUAUCGAGCAAAUCUAUUUUUGAAUUAUACGGAGGGGAUGCGGGAGUUAAAAAAAACAUUUUAGAACCCAUUAAAGAAUUACAAGUUAUGGAUUCAUUAGAGAUAAUUCGAAUAUUGAGUAUGUCUGAAGUUGCUUCAUUUGGACUAAUUAAAGAUGCAUUGUUAGAAAAUUUGCAAGACACAAACAGAGAAAUUGAAAACAACCAGAAAUUAUCCACUUCUUACAAAAAUGAGUUAGAUGGCAUUGAGAAUGAAAUUGAGAAAUUAUUCCAAAAGGACGCAUCUGUGGAGAUAAAAAUGAGUAGGGAAAUCUGUAAGAUAUGUCAAACUAUAUUGGAACUUCCGGUGGUUUACUUCAAGUGUGGACAUGCUUAUCACCAAAAAUGUUUGAAUGAGGAAUUUUCUAGUAGUAGUACUACUGAUGAUAAUAAGACUGAAAGUGCUAUACUUGAGGAAAGUCACUCAGUAUAUAAGUGUCCACAGUGUUUAUUAGAAUUGGAAACAUCUGGGAAAUUGUACAAAGCUCAGCUAGAUUUUGCCAAUAAGGAGGAAGAAGAGUUCAACAUAGCAUUGACCAGUGCAGAGGGUGAAAAUGAUUGUUUUAAUGUUGUGACAGAAUAUAUUGGAAAAGGUUGUUUAGAAAAUUCGUAUGCUAUUUUAGAAUAG
Saccharomycodes ludwigii is the source of this 3168-nucleotide messenger RNA. It is a transcript of the gene PEP5, whose product is annotated as tethering complex subunit PEP5. Gene Ontology annotation, cellular component: endosome; HOPS complex. Bases 1 to 3168 code for a protein of 1055 amino acids. Lineage: Eukaryota; Fungi; Ascomycota; Saccharomycetes; Saccharomycodales; Saccharomycodaceae. The record is from RefSeq and is a predicted model, not a curated record. Gene Ontology annotation, molecular function: protein binding; protein-macromolecule adaptor activity. The transcript has a single exon. Gene Ontology annotation, biological process: vacuole organization; organelle fusion; endosome organization.